Malus domestica (apple) is the source of this 1826-nucleotide messenger RNA. Its product is annotated as F-box protein CPR1-like. Lineage: Eukaryota; Viridiplantae; Streptophyta; Magnoliopsida; Rosales; Rosaceae. Gene Ontology annotation, molecular function: protein binding. The record is from RefSeq and is a predicted model, not a curated record.
UUCGUUUGUAAACAAGCUCCACAAAUGCGAGUCUUCCAACGAAAAAAAAAAAAGAAAAAUGUUACCUUUCCCUCCUCCGAAGCCACCCAACUGCACAGAUUGACCCUUAAACCCUCGAAUUACCCUCAAUCAGUAAGCUUCAGUAUCUUUCAACAAUCAAGACCACAUCAAACAUGUCAUUGUCAAACCUCCUUCCGGAGCUACUCUUCGAGAUCCUCACGCGUCUCCCUCCCAAGGAUUUGCUCCGAUCCCUCUGUGUUUCCAAAUCUUGGAACGCCACCAUCCGCAGCCGCCGCUUCAUCAAAGCCCAUCUCCAACGGUCUGCCGCAACCAACUCUGAUCGCGCCCUUUUAGUUGGGUCGUAUCCUUCCGAUUUCUUUUCAGUGUCUUUUGACGACUCGGAGGCGUUCGGUGAAUGCGUCGAGAUUGCUCCGCCGUUGAAAUGCCCUGAACCGGCGGUUGAAGUUGACCCCUUCGAUCCGCGGUUGCCUGAUUUCAUAUCUGCAAGGUGGAUAAAAUGCCCUGCCGCGUACACCGAGAUCAUUGGCCGCUCCGUUCACGGCCUGGUUUGCAUUCGCAAAGGAGGCAAAGGGGAGGACGGAGAUAUUGCUUUUUGGAACCCUUCAAUUCAAAAGUUCAAGAUGAUUCCCCCCACAACGUUUGAGGCUGAUUUGAAUAUCAUGACCAAACUCGGUUCUCCCUGCUAUGCUUUCGGGUACGAUUCCAUUAACGAUGACUAUAAACUUGUUGGAUUUGUGGAGUUUCGAAAUAAAGAACCAUUGUUUUUGACUUAUUCGGUUCAAAUUUAUAGCCUAAAAUCUAACUCAUGGAAAAGGAUCCAAAACAUCAACAUCCCUUGGUGGAGUUAUUAUGUAUUUGAUUUACAUAAUAUCGUUUAUGUGAACGGUGCUCUGUGUUGGCUGAUGGAUGAUGGUUCAGAUAUAUACACAAUUGUAACCCUUGAUCUUGCCACUGAGGAAUGUGGCGCGUUUCCUGCCCCGGUUGAUAAGCCAUAUUUGUUUUUGGAGGUCUUGGGAGACUGUUUAUAUAUUUGUGUUCGUCAUGGACGAACCAGACAUGAUGGUUGGAUUAUGAAGGAAUUUGGAGUCGCGGAAUCUUGGACCUUGAUUUAUUCUAUUAAUGAAGAGGACAGUGGUUCCCUUUGUCGUAAGACCUUUCAUUACAAACCUUUGGUGUUCUCAAAGAAUAGUGGAAUGGUUCUUUUUGUAGAUGACUAUUAUAUGCUUUUUUGGAUUGACAUAGAGGAAGACACUGUCAAAGAAGUUGACAUUCAUGGUUUUCCCCCUGGUGUAGUUAUGGUGGAAAAUUAUAGUAUUUCGCAUCCUGUCACGGUAACUAUUUGUGUAGGGAGCCUGUGUCUUCUGGAUGGUGACGAUGUUCUUGCUGCGAGGCAUCAACAAGGCCCCUCUUACCUCGAAGAAGCGGAAAGUUCCAAGCAGAGUGAAGAGUCUCUUGAUCUGGCACUGGAAGCAGCUGAAGAUGAUCAAAAUUAGGGUGGAAAGUAGUCAGUUGGCGCGAAAAGGGUUGAUCACACGGUAAUGAUUUGCAACUUCUUUUGGACUAGGGCCAGGGUUAUUGAUCUACGUGAUCAACCUUUUGCUCUUUAUGUUGUACGGUACCGCAUUAUUGUUAGUUUGUUAGUUCUCCGCCUGGUUUUCAACUCGUAUCAUUGUAAUUCACCUCUGUUUUGGGUAGUCCAAGUCGUUGUUGUAUAUUUUUCUAGUCUUGUGGUGUAUGAACAAUUGACUGUUUGCUGCAUUUUUCCUGCAUCUUGUAUAAUAUCCCAUCCAAUGUUCGUUUCAUUU